Messenger RNA from Pseudocercospora fijiensis CIRAD86, 732 nucleotides. RefSeq lists its product as uncharacterized. NCBI's taxonomy places the organism in Eukaryota, Fungi, Ascomycota, Dothideomycetes, Mycosphaerellales, Mycosphaerellaceae. The record is from RefSeq and is a predicted model, not a curated record. The coding region runs from base 1 to 732 and encodes 243 amino acids. The transcript has a single exon.
AUGUCGCCAAUGGUGCUCAGUCUCCGCGGCCUCCGCUUCGAUAGGGAGAAGUCCUACCUGGAUAGCGCGAUUGCCUGCGUUGUCUCAAAAGUUCGGCAAGUCGUGACAGGCGUAGGUCUGGAACAGAAAAUGCUACUUUGCUACACCGAAGCCCUACACCUUUUGCGAUCUGGCGUUGCUGAUCCAGCUUUGCACGAUAGACUGGACAUGCUUGCCGCCACGCAACUUCUUGCCAUCUACGAGAUGCUGGACUCAACGAGCAAUGAGUCUUGGCUACAACACGUAGCAGGCGCAGCGGCAAUGGCAAAGCUCCACGACGAAGGAAAUCUCCGCUUAGUGUUUGCAGACGCCCAUAGAGCCUUUAUUGACAACAUUGCGAUCGAAUGGUCCAUUCGCCUCCCUCUUCUGGCCAGAGCUCAUGAGUUGCGUUGUCGUCUCAAAGCCUUCAUACUGCGAAGCGAGCAGCAAUUUGUGAACAACAGGAAGACCUCGCCGAAAGAAGUCGAUCUGCUUGGGCUCUGUUUGAUUACUAUCAUCAUGCUUGAUCGUCUCAUCACCGCCUGGCGAAGAGAUCUCCCUUUAAGGGGACGAGAUCUGGAGGCAGACACGCAAGAGCUUUGGAAGCAGAUGAUUAGACUUGAACUGGACGCUGCGGAGAAGCAUCCUGGGAAGGAGGUGCUGCGGGCGUUUCAGAGACAGGUGAAUUAUCCUGUGCUCACUUAUAAUGAGUGA